AUGACUGAUUUGAAUCAAGGUCAGCAGCACGCUGAGCCUGACGAGGUUAUCGAGGCACAAGACGUCGAAUCGGAUGUAUCCUCGACUAGUGGCACAUCUGUUCAAACUGAUACAGACUCGCUGAGAUCAAGCAUUCGCGACUAUCGCAGGGAAAAUGGUCGCACAUAUCACAGCUUGAGUGAUGGAUCAUAUAUCCUGCCAAACGACGUUACGGAACAAGACCGCUUAGACUUUCAGCAUCACUUUUGGUUGCUGACUUGGGAUGGCAAACUCUGCAUGUGUCCAAAGAACAACGGAGCGAACCGUGUCCUGGACAUUGGAACGGGAACCGGUGUUUGGGCCGAGGAAUACGCGGAUCGAAACCCAGAAGCAUUGGUCCUUGGUGUCGACUUGAGCCCCAUUCAGCCGGAAUUCGUUCCCCCGAAUUGCAAGUUUGAAGUCGACGACGUUGACAAAGAAUGGACGUGGCAGGAGCCGUUCGACUUCAUCUUUGCCAGACACAUGAAUGCAUGCUUCGCAAGCUGGGAAAAGUUCCUCCGCCGUGCCUACGAUGCUCUAGAACCAGGCGGCUUUAUCGAGCUGCAAGACAACGCCUUCCCCAUCCUCUGUCAGGACGACACCCUGAAGCCAGACGACCCGAUGGCGCGCUGGUCGACCCUGAUGAUGGAAGGCACAGAGCUCAUUGGCCGGCCGAUCACGGCACCGGGCCGCUUCCGGUCCCUGCUCCAGGAGGCCGGCUUCGUCAACGUCGUGGAGCACAAGCGUGUGUGGCCGACGAGCCCCUGGCCCAAGAACCCGGAGCUCCGGGAGCUCGGGGUCUGGGGCCAGGCGUGUAGCCUGGAGGGCAUCGAGCCGGGCGCCUUGGCGCUGUUCACGCGCGUGCUCGGGUGGACGAGGGAGGAGGUUGUUGUGUUUAUGGCGAGUGUGAGGAAGGAUUUUAAGAAUGUUGGGAUUCAUGGGUAUUGGAACGUGUACUCUGUGUACGGAAUGAAGCCAUUCGAGAAACCUACCCAAGAGUAG
Colletotrichum orchidophilum is the source of this 1020-nucleotide messenger RNA. Its product is annotated as methyltransferase domain-containing protein. Gene Ontology annotation, molecular function: methyltransferase activity. The transcript has 11 exons. The coding region runs from base 1 to 1020 and encodes 339 amino acids. NCBI's taxonomy places the organism in Eukaryota, Fungi, Ascomycota, Sordariomycetes, Glomerellales, Glomerellaceae. The record is from RefSeq and is a predicted model, not a curated record.